AUGGCUUCGUCUUCCUCUUCGCGUUACGGUGUCUUCUUGAGCUUCCGAGGAACUGAUACUCGUAGAACCUUUGUCAGCCAUCUUCACAAAGCCUUAGUUAACAGGGGAAUCGUCACCUUCAAGGAUGAUUCGAAGAUUAGAACGGGCGAUCCUUUUCCCCACGAAAUCCUUGAAGCCAUCCAAGAUUCGACUUUUGCAGUCAUUGUUAUCUCGGAGAAUUUCACUUCUUCAAAGUGGUGUUUGAUCGAGCUCCAAUCGAUAAUGGAGCUUUGGAGCUCAAAGAAACUCAUCGUCUUUCCGAUCUUCUACGGAGUGGAGCUCUCUGAUGUCAGGAAAGAGGAAGGCCAUUUCUGGGAACCGCUUAAAUUGCACAUGUGUAACAACUCAUUUGCAGAGGAGGUUCCUAAAUGGAAAGAGGCUCUCACCAAAGUCUCCUAUCUCAAUGGAAAGGAUUCUACAAAAUUCAAGGACGAUGCUGCAAUGAUUGACAAUAUUGUUAGUGAUAUUUGGACUCGGUUGUCAUCUAUGCUGCCUAUUGAAUUUGCGGAUGUUGUUGGAAUGACUCCUCACAUGGAGAGGCUGGAUUUUCUCUUAAAUAUUAGAUCAGAGAAGGAGGUUCGUAUGAUUGGCAUUUGGGGAAUGGGUGGCAUAGGCAAAACCACCAUUUCCAAGUAUCUCUUUCACCAGUACUCUGGAGGAUUUUCAGCUCGUUGUUUCAUACAAGACGUUUGGAAGAUUUCUAGCAGCUUUGGUCUCGUUGGUUUACAGGAAAAAUUUGUUUCUUCUAUCCUGCCUGAAGAACAUGUCAAGCUCUCCACGCUUGAACACGGACACCACCAUAUUAAGUCUAGGCUUGGACACCAAAGAGUGUUUGUUGUCCUUGAUGGUGUUGACAAUGUGGAUCAGAUUCGAGCUUUGGUUAAAGAGAGUAGCAUGUUUGGCCGAGUAAGCUAUAUCAUCAUAACCACAAGAGACCAAAGCUUGCUCAAAACAUGUGGCAUUAUAGACAGAGACUUAUAUGAGGUUAGCUGCUUGGAAAGCAGUGAUUCUCUCCUCCUGCUUAAACGGUUUGCUUUUGAAGGAGGAACUCCACCUUCUGAUAUUUAUGAACAACUCUCUCUUCGAGCUUCUCAGCUUGCUCAUGGUCUUCCCUUUGCCCUUGAAGCUUUUGGCUUAUGUUUCCGUGGAAAGACUACACCAAUUGAGUGGAAGGAUGAGUUAAGGAGAUUAGGUACGACUCCUCAUGAAAGCACCAUUCAAAUAUUGAAGAUUAGCUACGACGACUUGUGA
Messenger RNA from Camelina sativa (false flax), 1290 nucleotides. Its product is annotated as TMV resistance protein N-like. Gene Ontology annotation, molecular function: ADP binding. Gene Ontology annotation, biological process: signal transduction; defense response. The record is from RefSeq and is a predicted model, not a curated record. NCBI's taxonomy places the organism in Eukaryota, Viridiplantae, Streptophyta, Magnoliopsida, Brassicales, Brassicaceae.